Messenger RNA from Entelurus aequoreus (snake pipefish), 1641 nucleotides. RefSeq names its product motilin receptor (gene mlnr). NCBI's taxonomy places the organism in Eukaryota, Metazoa, Chordata, Actinopteri, Syngnathiformes, Syngnathidae. The coding region runs from base 406 to 1479 and encodes 357 amino acids. The transcript has 4 exons. Gene Ontology annotation, biological process: G protein-coupled receptor signaling pathway. Gene Ontology annotation, cellular component: plasma membrane. Gene Ontology annotation, molecular function: G protein-coupled peptide receptor activity. The record is from RefSeq and is a predicted model, not a curated record.
AAUCAAAUUAAAUCUACGUUGUUUUCAUCCCACAGCUCUCAUCCAAUCCAAUUGCAGGACAACCACCGAACAUGAGUUGUCAAACAAUGCGGCAGUGAGAAACAAUUAUGCCAAAGUUGGUUUCGUUCGGGUAUAAAAACUACGACUUGGUCAACAAAAAACGAAUUGCCGUAUGCAAAUCACGCAGUUCGAAUAUUACAGACGGAGACGCAACAACUUCCAACUUCAUUCGACAUUUGAAGUUGCACAAAGAAGGGAAGCCAUUUUUACAUGAUGGCUGUGAAGGCACCAGGAUGGAGGAUGGUCUAGCGGCACAUCUUCAUCUCACAUCUUCGCACCAGCUGCCAUCCAGGAGAGUCUGACAAGUUCUUCUUCUCUUCAAGUAUUUUCCCUGAAGGAGCAGCCAUGCCCUGGACCAGGCCGCAGGUGGAGGUGGAGGUGCCGCAGCCGGCGGCGUCGGCGCAGGACCACCACCACUACGAGGGCUCGCUGUUCCCCACCUCCACACUGGUGCCGGUGACGGUGGUGUGCAUGGCCAUCUUCCUGGUGGGUGUGGCCGGCAACACCAUGACCAUCCUGAUCAUCCAGCACUCCAAGGACAUGAAGACCACCACCAACCUGUACCUGUCCAGCAUGGCGGUGUCCGACCUGCUCAUCUUCCUGUGCCUGCCCUUCGACCUGUACCGCCUGUGGCAGUACGUGCCCUGGCUCUUCGGCGAGGCGGUGUGCCUGCUCUACCACUACGUCUUCGAGGGCUGCACCUCGGCCACCAUCUUGCACAUCACGGCGCUCAGUGUGGAGCGCUACCUGGCCAUCAGCUUCCCGCUCAGGACCAAGGCGCUGGUGACCAGGCGUCGGGUGCAUUACGUCAUCGCCGCCCUAUGGGCCUUCGCCCUGGCGUCGGCGGCGCCCACGCUCUUCCUGGUGGGCGUGGAGUACGACAACGACACGCGGCCCGACCUCGCCGCCGGCCAGUGCAAGCACACGGGCGCCGCCAUCAGCUCGGGCCAGCUGCACAUCAUGCUGUGGGUGUCCACCGCCUACUUCUUCUGCCCCGUGCUCUGCCUGCUGCUGCUCUACGGAUCCAUCGCCCGCAAGCUGUGGAAGAGCAAGGGCCACGUGCAGGGAGCUAGCACGUUGGCGCGCCAGCGCUCGCACCGCCAGACCGUCAACAUCCUGGUGGUGGUGGUGCUGGCCUUCAUCAUCUGCUGGCUGCCGUACCACAUCGGACGUAACCUGUUCGCCCAGGUGGACGACUACGACACGGCCAUGUUGAGCCAGAACUUCAACAUGGCGUCCAUGGUGCUGUGCUACCUCAGCGCCUCCAUCAACCCGGUGGUCUACAACCUCAUGUCACGCAAGUACCGCGCUGCCGCCAAGCGCCUCUUCCUGCUGCACCGCCGGCCCCGGGGGCCCCGCCUCCAGCGCCGCCGCAUGGAGCAUGUGACCUCGCUGGACCAGAGCCUGACGGGCGUGUGAAGACCAGAACCAAAGUCACUUUCAGGAGAGCGCUCCACUUUCUGAAGUGGCUCCAGUACAAAAUGGCGUUGCUAGGCAACUUCCAAUCAGAUCAAUAAUUGACAAUUCUUCCUUUAAUGGGGGAUGUCCUAACUUUUUAACCUAAGACAUUUCUAUUUGUCA